Callorhinchus milii (elephant shark) is the source of this 6089-nucleotide messenger RNA. It is a transcript of the gene sh3pxd2b, whose product is annotated as SH3 and PX domains 2B. Bases 111 to 3095 code for a protein of 994 amino acids. Lineage: Eukaryota; Metazoa; Chordata; Chondrichthyes; Chimaeriformes; Callorhinchidae. Gene Ontology annotation, biological process: superoxide anion generation. The transcript is spliced from 14 exons. The record is from RefSeq and is a predicted model, not a curated record. Gene Ontology annotation, molecular function: protein binding; phosphatidylinositol binding; superoxide-generating NADPH oxidase activator activity. Gene Ontology annotation, cellular component: cytoplasm.
GAAAAAAAACCCCCAUCCUAGUCCAGCUAAGCAGCGAGGCUGAUGGCAGUGAGGUUUGGGGAGCCAGCAGGAGGUUUGGGGGUUUAGUGCCUGAGUCUGUCUUGUGUGAGAUGCCUCGUCGGGCUAUCGUGGAUGUGAGGGUGGAGGACGUGCAGAAGAGACGGGUCCCCAACAAACACUAUGUUUACAUUAUCCAAGUCACAUGGUCCAAUGGCUCCACCGAAGUUAUCUAUAGACGAUACAGCCGAUUCUUUAAUUUGCAGAUGCAGCUGUUGGACACGUUCCCGGUGGAAGGAGGCCAGAAGGACCCCAAGCAACGCUAUAUUCCUUUCCUGCCAGGUAAAAUCCUCUUCAGACGAAGUCACAUCAGGGAUGUUGCAGUGAAGCGGCUGAAACCGAUCGAUGAGUAUUGCAGGGCUCUUAUCCGACUGCCAAUCCACAUCUCUCAGUGCGACGAGGUUCUUCAGUUCUUUGAGACAAGACCGGAGGAUGUGAACCCACCUAAAGAGGAACCGAUCGGAAAGAAGAAAUCCGGGCUUUCAAUAUUCCAGAGAGCAUCAUCGUUUCUAAAGAGAGGUGGUGACGGGACAUCGGCCGAUCAGUUUUUUCUGGAUCAGUACGUGGCCGUGACGAACUACGAAAAGCAGGAGAGCACAGAGAUCGGCCUGCGCCAGGGGCAAGUGGUGGAAGUGAUCGAGAAAAAUGAGUCCGGGUGGUGGUUUGUCAGCUCGGCUGAUGAGCAGGGCUGGGUCCCAGCCACGUGUCUGGAAGCCCAGGAUGGAGCUCAGGAUGACCUUCUGGUUGUCAGUGCCAAACCAGGAGAAGAGGAGAACUUUGUGGUCAUUUAUCCGUACUCUGCGAGGGAUAAUGAUGAGAUUGAUCUGGAAAGAGGUAUGAUGGUGCAGGUCAUACAGAAGAACCUGGAAGGUUGGUGGAAGAUCAGGUAUCAAGGCCAGGAGGGCUGGGCUCCAGCCUCGUACUUGAAGAAAGCCACCAAUGAGGUGCUGGGUCAGAAGCUAACCUCAGGGCAAGCUAUCUAUUCAAGCGCAACCGACCUCGAUGCAAUUGGCAGACAGCCGAGCUCUAAAGAUAGCAGAGACAAGGCAGCCUUAUUUGACCAAAAAGAUGGGAAAUUAGAAUUGCGAGGGGCAGCGCCGUCUGAUGCUAAAGGGAAGUUACCCAGCAUGAGGCACAGACCACCACCUCGCAGAGAUCUUACCCUGCCACGUGGGUUGAAUCUGCCCAAACCACCAGCUCCCCCUGAGGUGGAGGAGGAGUAUUAUACCAUCGCGGCAUUCCAGACCACCAUUCCUGAUGGGAUAAGCUUUCAGGCAGGAGAAAAGGUUGAGGUGAUUGAGAAGAAUCUAAGUGGCUGGUGGUACAUACAGAUCAACGCUGAGGAAGGUUGGGCUCCAGCCUCGUUCAUUGACAAGUACAAGAAAACCAGCAAUGCUUCGAGAGCCAAUUUCCUGCCGCCUUUAGCGCAAGAAUUGACGAAACUUAAACUUUCGGAUGGAGCUUUUGGAACCAGCACUAACGGAGGAGAAAGCACAUUUCCAAACAGACCGUUGCCCAAAGAGCCGCAAGCAUCGAACCACAAUGAGAGCGUCGAGCCUAUCGCCCACCCCAAGCUGAAGGACUGGAGAACAAAGGAUAUCAGUAAAAGUCCACCUUCCGCCAACAAAUCCAAUGUAUCCUCAGACGCCGAAUCUCAAGCCAAGCCCUGUCCUCCUUCAGGUGCACUAACUGCCGAUGUUUCUAAGUUAAACAAGGAGAAACCGCUUUUUCUGUUAAAGAAAGAACAGGUUAGCAGUAAGUUUGAGGCAGAAUUGUCGGAGAAACAUUCCAAAGGUCUUCCCCCGAAGCCACCUGUACCAGGUGGCAAUUUACCCAUCUUACCGCCCAAAAUGGGACCAGUGAAAGGAGAUAAGAAGCCAGGUGCUGAACCAAGUAAAAGUACUCAAUCCAAAGGCCUCGAAGCUGGGCCAAAAGUAUCAGCAGGUGAAGUUGCGAGGCCUCAUCUCAAGCCUGUGGCGAGACCAGCCAAAUCUAAGUCUGAUUUAGAAGACAAGUCAGUGGAAUUGUCUCCAAAUCUGGCCUUAAAGCCGAGGCCUCUGCUGAGGCCAAAGCCAUUUCCUUCCACAAAGGGAGAUGCACAGCCUGAAUCUGAAGUCGACAUUUCGAACCUAAGAAGCAAGUUGAGACGAGCGAAAGCGGUGGAUAAAGUGGGAGAGCAGGACUCGUGCCAGCCCGUCGCAGGGAAUCAGAAUUCCUCAAAUAACCUGCCCACACCUGCUUCCAGCAGUUCCCAGGGAAACGUGGUUAACGGUUUCCAGAUGAAGCCAAGCUCAGGGACGAGCUGUAAGGGAAGCGAUGCCACCAGGGCUCUCCAGAGAGAGCAAAACGGCUUUGAGGUCGAGCAGAAUGGUCUGAGUGUUGCCCAAGAGAAAGCGGGGGUUUUGAAAAAUAAUUUUAGUAACUCAAAACCAUUGGAGAAGAAAGUGGACGACACUCAACUGAAGAAAACGCCUUCAUUCAACAAAGAAGGUCCACCUCGCCCACAGGUCCCACCCAGAAGACCCCCGCUGCCAAAGAAAUCCUCUGUAGAAUCUGCAGGUCAACUGAAGGAUACGUUUGAGAACAAACCUGCCUGGGGAUUAAGUAAACCUGCCAUACCUCCCCCCAGGCCCAAACUUGUCUCGCCUCAUGAUCACGGCAAGGAUGAUAUCAAACCUAGGUCUGGGCCGAAGGAUGCCUUAGCAAUAAAAGGAGCCCUUCCUUCCAAAGCUCAAGAGCACAAGAGAGACCCAGUCAUCCCUUCGAAAGAGACGCAAAAGUUGUUGGAGAAAUCUGAGCAGGGAAAAGAGAAGGUUCAUGUUGCAUCCGUCAACCUCGGUGAGGAAUUGUCAAAGCCAAACCUUUACGUGGCUCUCGCAGAUUUUGUGGGCGACGAUGAGACCGCUGGAUUUAAAGAAGGGUCAAUAUUUGAACUAUUUGAGAAAAAUAUUAAUGGCUGGUGGUACUGUAAGAUUCUGAAUCCUGAGCCAACCUGGGAGGGCUGGGUCCCUUCCAAUUAUCUGACCAGAAAAUGUUAAGUGUCUUCUUCGUAUAUUAUUUUUACACCACAAAAGGCUUUUUCAUAUGGUAAUAUUUAAUUGGGUCGUUAAUUUAUAGGUUAAACCUGUUCAAAAGCCACAAACUACAUUCCAUCAAUGUUUUUCUCCCCCAAAUCCUAAGAUGGAACAGCAUGGAGCACCUUUCACAUUUGCCGUUAAGUCAUUUGCGCAUUUUAAAAACAUCAUUGAGAUGAUCUGCCAGUUAAAAAGGAGGGAAGAAACAAUGUGACACUUUGCUUAAUAAUACGUUUCAGGUAAUGCCACUCUUCAGUUUACCGAUAAUGAUUUGAAAGGAUUUUUUUUUGGUUGUUGGAACUUUUAAGAAAGACGUAAUACAAUGGUCAACACAUUUGAGCUUAUUCUUGUGAACUACUCUUCAAUUGCAGAACAAAUGUCAGAUCUUAUUGGCAAGAAAUUAAGAACUUUUUGCAUUGUUAGUUAACUGUGCAGCUGAAUAUGCCUGAAUCUUGAAGUUCUGAAAGUUCCAAUAUUUAGAAGUUUGUAUUAAUUGCAGGCAGUUUAUCGUGCAAAUCACAGUGAAACACAUAUUCUUGUUCCUUAAGUUAUCACAUUUUCUUUUAUAUACAUUGCAUUUUCUUUUAUAAUACGAGAACUGUUUUAUAGUAUUGUAGUAAAAUAAAUUGAUAAUGUAAAUUUAAAACAUUUUAGUUAUAUUCUGCUUCAGUAAAGGCCAUCAUAAAGAUACUACUAUGUUAAAAUAGAUAGAGUAGUUUAGUCACUAAUAUAAUGCACGUAAAGGACAACUAUUAGUUAUAUCACAGAUAAGGUGUAGUCUUCUGAACACUCUUCAGGAAAUGAGCUAUAUAGGAUCCUGUAUUCAAUACAUAUUCUCAACUAACUGCAGUUAAACAUUUAAUAUGCAUCUCAAAAUACCUGAGACGAGCGGUUAUUCAGUUUGCAAGGUUUGAAAAAAAAACAGGAUUUGAUUAAGAUUCAGUCCAUUGAUUGGUGACAUUGAAUUGUUUUAGGGAGAUUGGGAUCUAAUAAAACAGGGUGUACUACGUACAUUAAGAAAUAAGAACUCUAAUGGACUUGAAACUGGAUAACACUCCUCGCAGAGAAUUGUUAUUGCACAGACUAUACUCAAGACUAAUUCCUCAUGAAUGUAACCGCAUGAGGCCUUUAGACGGUAUUACCUAAAUGCUUUAGUUGUAACUUAGUGUAGAAUUCAUUAGGUUUAUUUGCUUUGUGAGAGCUUGACUGGUAUCAAGCAUAUAUACUAUGGAGCAAAAGACUUGAAAUGUGAAACAUGUUUUAAAAAAAGUGUUUGUUAACAUGGCUUCUUCUAAUAAAGUUGUCCAAAGUCAAAAGCAUUGCAAAAAUAGAAGAAAUCAAAUUACCUCACAUUAUACCAGGGAACACAAAUCACUUUGGAGUAAUCUUGACACAUAUCACAGGGAGAAGGGGGCUUUCAAAGAAGCUGGAUACAAACAUAGCUAAUUAAAUAUGUGUAAUAAAAUUUGAUUGUGAGAAAACAAUAAAAGUAUGUUUGUGUAAUACAUUGAAGAUUACACUUUUCCCAAACUCAGUCCUGAAACAUUUAACACUGUCUGAAACACCUACUAAUUGGUGAGGUUGAAUAAUGGACAUUUUAAACACUUUAUGCAGAUGAUGACUGAUUAAACUUAAUCAUGUGCUGCCUGUCUACACACUGGUUUGUGUAAAUUGUCACCUGCACUAGACCAGAUUGCGUACAGCUAAAUGCUACUGGAAUGCAGGCCAGACCAGCAGACUGCCUAGCUCUGUAUGUCAGAAGCAAUGUGAACAAACAAUGUUAACUAGGUUUACGUGAAGUGCCAAAUCAAUUGUGAAAAGUAGUAAAGAUUGCAUCAUAUUCAUAAAAUUACAGGCCUGCAAAUACAUUUUACAGGCGAGCGAGUCCCUGAGUGAAAGCCUAAGCCAGACACAUAUAUUACAGAGGUCUGUUUGGCACUGUAACUAAAUGACUUUACACAACCUCAGAUUCCUCACAAUGACCUUUACUGUAUUUCCAUCAUGGAAGAGUUGGGUUGUGAAGUUGGCUUUGGAGACCAGAUGGCAGUGAAAGCAAUGUCAUCCAUCUACUCAUUUACCGGAGAGAGCUGAAGAAUGAAAUGGUUCACAAGUUCUCAUUCCCAGGUCAUGAGCCAUGAACGGACCUGUGAAUGGAUUUCACUGGCCGAGGGAUGGGGGAAAGUGAAGAAAGGGAAAGAUAAUUCAAAGUGAGGAAGUCAAGUGAGAAAAAAUGUACGUUAGCGUGUGGGUGAGCACCCAGCGAUUGUCUCAGAGAAUCCCGAGAAAAGAUAAGUGAAAGUUCAGAAGGUAACGGAGGCAGGUGUUCUGUUGGGGGAAGAGGGUGACUGACUGUUCUGGAGUUUCCUGCGCAUCGUGAGAGCAGUGUGUGCGUGUGUGUCGGGGAGGGCGUGGGGUGGUGGGGGAGGCAAAACUUGCUCACACAGUUAAGCGGUCUGAGACGCUACCUUGUGUAGAGGGCGCUAUAUAAGUGCAAGUUGUUGUUGUUGACACCCUACUGGGUUUCAUGAGCAGUGCCACCUCAACAAGCACAUUUACACAAAGAAAACUUGAGAUCAAAUAAAGUACAGGGUAUGUGACAAUAGGUUUACAUUGCAUGGCUCCUUAUUCCAAUACUCAUGUGCAGUGUCAAGGUUCAGAGAAGAGCAACGCUAGCUGCGAAUAGGAGACUUUCUGAGAGCAAUACCAAGAGAUGUCCUGCAGUACAAAGGGAAAUGACAGCAGCUAAUUGCUUUGCGACCUGAUUUGUGUGAUUUUUAACCUUGAUGUUUCUGGGUUUUCUGUAACUCAGAUUUCCUUACUGUAAACAACAUGAUUUAAUGGUUAACUCGAUUUUAAUUUGAAAAAAGCCUUUUGUUUUAAAAGGUUGUAACUGUUUUUUUUUCUUCUCCUGUUACAAACGUUUAUUUUGUGGAACAUUAAUAAACAAAUCACAGCUUU